Molecule: messenger RNA, 2133 nt
Organism: Xylaria bambusicola
Lineage: Eukaryota; Fungi; Ascomycota; Sordariomycetes; Xylariales; Xylariaceae
Product: RNA recognition motif 2-domain-containing protein
Exons: 11
Coding region: 1-2133 (710 amino acids)
Molecular function (GO): RNA binding
Source: RefSeq, a predicted model, not a curated record
AUGAGCGUCAAUCCUUCUAGCCGCGAGGGUCACUUCAACCCGGCCUCGCCUCAUUCGUCCAGCGGCGCAGCCGAUUCCUUCAAAGGCACGCCAGAAACUCGUUUGACAACCUUUUCUCCGGAUGAUGGUUCUGCCAAGUCCUCUAAGGCAUCGCAAUCUCUGAGUGUUAGGACCCAAGAGAAUCGACUCAGAUUCGCAUCAACUCCUCGGGGAACUCUAGAGCUUCCAAGUUCUUUCGUUCGGGCAAAUCUACAUUCAGAGAGAGAUCCCUUUGUGUCAUCUUCAGCUAUUGGAGCCAGUAGAACACAGAAGCUAUCCCCAACUGCCUCUGUAUUCCUGCCGUACCCGAGUGUCCUUACCAACAGUGGUCAGGUGAUUGAGCCGAUAGGACACCAACGAAGUGAUUCCACUGGCAACAAGACCUCUGAUCAACAGUUAGCAACGCAAUCUCAGCAAGUACAAUUUGCCCACAACACUCUCAGUACGGAUCUGAAAUUGUCACGAUGUUUGGUCAUAGACGAUCCCCGCCGUCGACUUCGUGCCCAUGAUGUGGGCUCAUAUCUAUCAGAACUUGAAACCAGCGGUCUUGAGAUGCAUGGAAGGCGACAGAUCUGCGAGGAUGAGAAUGGAGACAGAAUCUUUGUACGAUUUCUCAACAUUCGAGAUGCCUGUGCCGCAUACUCCAUUCUUAGCCGCGCGUAUGAUAGAGGUUGGCUUGUCAAUUAUAUCAGUCCUUCGGAAUACGCUCAGUUCGUUGAACCAGAGAUUGGUCGCCAAACCAUCCACGAAGGCCAGGUUUACCUCAAUGUCUUUGCAACAGGCGUUCCUAUCAUUAUCGAACCCCAGCGAUUCGAACUAACUCUGAAAAGACUACUACAAGACCAUGGGGAUCUUUUUGCCUUUAAGCCUGAAUUAACCACUGGAGCCGAAGGCAGCCUCUUCAGUGCAAUCGCAGAAUACUGCGAUAAUGAUACUUGUCUAGAAGCCGUGUCCAAGUUCAACAACACGAUUAUUGAGGGCUGCUUCCAACUCUGUAUUACAUUAUACCGACCUGAUAUCUCAGCAUACGGAAUCAGCAGCAAUGGCAUGAUCAGCCCUGCUCGGACUUCCACGACUGAAUCAGAUAUCGUGCAUGAUCUGCAACGGUUAAACAUGUCUCGUCCCCAAUCAACUGUGCCGGGGUUGAACAAUUCCAACGCACUUCUCAGCACUCCGGUACGCUCACCAGCACUACAUAUGCAGCCAACGUACGGAAUGCUUCCUAUUCUAUACCAUGGCAUUCCUAUGACUACCCCACCCUACGUAUUUGACAACUUGUCAACUCGAGCCCAUACCACAACGUUCCCAUCUGCGGCAUAUCCAUUUCUCAGUCCUAUGGCGCCCCGGAGCGCUUACAUUCCGCGUGAUAUGGUCGUUCCACGACAGUUCUCUAGUUUGAACCGGAGGCAGAAUGCCACCAGAAUCUCCAGAUCUCCUUACUAUCAACAAACCAAUAGUCAUAACCAUGUUGAUGUUAACCGCAUUAGGGAGGGAACUGAUGUCCGCACAACGAUCAUGUUGCGAAAUAUUCCAAACAAGGUUGAUCAAGCCAUGUUGAAAAGAAUCGUAGAUGAAUCUAGCUGGGGGAAAUACGACUUUAUGUAUCUUCGCAUCGAUUUCGCUAACGACUGCAAUGUUGGCUAUGCGUUCAUCAAUUUCGUUGAUCCAUUGGACAUCAUCGAUUUUGUGAGCGCAAGAGGAAACCAGCGCUGGAAUUGCUUCAAGAGCGACAAGGUUGCCGAAAUCUCUUAUGCCACAAUCCAAGGCAAAGAUUGCCUUGUCCAGAAGUUCCGUAAUAGUUCGGUUAUGCUGGAGGCUGCACAUUACAGACCCAAGCUAUACUACACUCUGAAUGGGCCCUUGCCCGACCUUGCUGGACAAGAGGAAGCAUUCCCCGAGCCUGAUAAUCAGUCCAAAAUGAAGCGAAGCUGCGAAAAUGCCGAGCAUGUUGGCCUCUUUACUCCCAAUGCCGGACAGCACUUCCGUGACGAGCAACGUCGUAGACGCUCCCAAUUCGAUAGAGGUACCCGCAUGGCAGAGGCUGAAGAGUUUGAUUAUGAUGCAGCACUGCAUCACAAUUUCUACCCUGCAUAG